Messenger RNA from Fukomys damarensis (Damara mole-rat), 843 nucleotides. RefSeq names its product chymotrypsin-like elastase family member 3B. Gene Ontology annotation, molecular function: serine-type endopeptidase activity. Lineage: Eukaryota; Metazoa; Chordata; Mammalia; Rodentia; Bathyergidae. Bases 3 to 812 code for a protein of 269 amino acids. The transcript is spliced from 8 exons. The record is from RefSeq and is a predicted model, not a curated record. Gene Ontology annotation, biological process: proteolysis.
CGAUGCUCCAGCUGCUGAGUUCCCUUCUCCUUGUGGCCCUUGCCUCGGGCUGCGGGAAGCCCUUCUACAGCCCCUUGGGCCGUGUGGUUAAUGGUGAGGAUGCAGUUCCCUACAGCUGGCCCUGGCAGGUCUCCCUGCAGUAUGAGAAGAAUGGAGCCUUCUACCACACCUGUGGUGGCACCCUCAUUGCCCCCGACUGGGUCCUGACUGCAGGCCACUGUAUCUCGGACUCCCGGACCUACCAGGUGGUGCUGGGCGAGUACAACCAGGCAGUGGAGGAGGGCCCCGAGCAGGUGAUCCCUGUCAACGCUGGCGAACUCUUCGUGCACCAGGACUGGAAUGAAAACUGCGUGGCUUGUGGCAACGACAUCGCCCUGGUCAAGCUCUCACGCAGUGCCCAGCUGGGGGACGCCGUCCAGCUCGCCUGCCUCCCUCCUGCGGGUUACAUCUUGCCCCACGAGGCCCCCUGCUACAUCAGCGGCUGGGGCCGUCUCUACACCGACGGGCCUCUCCCUGACAAGCUGCAGCAGGCCCUGCUGCCCGUGGUGGACCACAAGCACUGUUCCCGGUGGGACUGGUGGAGCUCCACUGUUAAGACAACGAUGGUGUGUGCUGGCGGGGACAUCCAGUCUGGAUGCAAUGGUGACUCUGGAGGACCCCUCAACUGCCCCACCGCGGAGGGCACCUGGGAGGUCCACGGUGUGACUAGCUUCGUUUCUGGCCUGGGCUGCAACACCCUGAAGAAGCCCACGGUGUUCACUCGCGUCUCGGCCUUCAUUGACUGGAUUAAGGAGACCAUAGCAAGCCACUAGAGCCAUGGCGAGCUGGCAGUGCCAAUCCCAC